Messenger RNA from Eutrema salsugineum, 1258 nucleotides. RefSeq lists its product as uncharacterized. The record is from RefSeq and is a predicted model, not a curated record. Gene Ontology annotation, cellular component: mitochondrion. Bases 84 to 1082 code for a protein of 332 amino acids. NCBI's taxonomy places the organism in Eukaryota, Viridiplantae, Streptophyta, Magnoliopsida, Brassicales, Brassicaceae. The transcript has 12 exons.
ACAGAAAGAAAUCCCUUUGAUGGGAUUUUUGAGAUCAGUGAAAGCUAGGGUUUUUCUAUAAGAUUUCUUCUUGGUUAUCGAGAAUGGCGCUCGUGAGGAGGUUUCAGACAGUUCGUUCUUUGUUGCGAACAGCUGGAUCAAGAGAAUCUUCCCUGUCUGUUCGGAAUGAAAAUGAGUUCUCUUGGACUCAAAUUGGAGAUGAUUUCAGAUUUGGGUGCUGGAGGAGCUAUCAUUCCUCUCUUUGUCACGCUCCUGACGCUCGUGGACAAAGCGUGUAUUCACGCUUAUAUGAGAGCCACAACGCUAACACACACUUGCUUCAAUCUACAACGAUUGCAGAGUCUUUCCCGUUUAGUAAUGACAAAAGGUCUGCUACAACGCAAGUAAAGGCUCCACCUCAGCUACAGAAAACGGGUGCCGUUAGAGUGUCGAUGGUAAGUCCUGGAUUUGUUUACGAGCCCUAUGCACUUCAGGAGAAAAUCCCGUUUUGGCGGAGAUGUUUCACAAGAAGCGGUUGGCGAAGAACGAAAGAGGAUUUUGUUCGGGAGCUAAGAAGUGCCUACGCUAUCGCAAAGUUAAGAAAGACUGGGUACUCAAAGAAUAAGUUCUACAUAGAAGCACUUGAGUUAUACAAAGAGAUUAACAUUAUGAUGGCCAAUGGUGACAAGAAGACAAUAAGGAAAAACGUGACUGAAAGGAUGUAUUCCGCACUGAAGAACGAAAUUAAACAAAGAGAAGCCAGUUGGGGUAGUGUUUACUGGGAAAUGGUUGAACCGGUCAUCAAAAUAAAAACUUUACAAGCUCGACUGAUCGGCAUUGACCGCACGGACCUUAACAAAGCAUUCAUACAGCUGACACUUGAGUUUCUGACAAAGCAGAAAUUUGAAGCAUAUGAUUCGAAAGGCAAUGUAGUAGCCGGGGACAAGAAGAAAGAGAUCCUUGUACGUGACAUCUGGGUCUUUGAGAAGUCUCUAUUUCAUCCAGGAGCUUGCUGGCGACUCUGUGGCCGAAUUAAAUUGCAACAUUCUGACAAAGAGUCUCAUCAAUUUCCUACAAAGAAUAAAAUCCAACCUGCCCUCUGAUUUUUGCUGAGUCAGUAUAAUAUAUACGGUUUGGCUUUCUUCUAUUUUUUUUUCUCUUGCAAUUGAAGCCUGAAUGUUAUCUGAUUUGGCUCUAGAGAAAUCUACUCUACGAUUUGCUAGGUCAAUCAUUGAUAAGAGAAAGAUCAAGCAAUAAAAUGGCAGCAUGUUAUGAGUAA